AUGGAUAGACCUGAUCCGUUUUACGUUGUGCGCGAUGAAAUAGUCAAGUCUUUGGGCCAGGCAAAGGUGGAAUUCGAUGCAUGGAAGCAUGAAGUUGUUUCAGAAUCAACUAACAUAAAGACCGCCGAAACUGCGUUGAAAGAAACCAUCAGAAACAUUGAUUGGGAUCUUGAAGACCUUCAGGAAACAGUUCAAAUUGUGGAAAGAAACCCAUCUAAGUUCCGUAUAAGUGUCGAGGAGCUGCGAUCACGCCGGCACUUUUUGCAGGAGGUGAAAACAGUUGUGAAAAAUGUUAAGGACCAACUCCAUCAUCCGGAUGAGCUUCUAAAUGGAAAUAGUAGAAACAUCUAUUUCGAUGUGGCGACGGCAAACAAAGCGUCAUCCGGUGCUAUUAAUGGUAUCGAUGUCAAAAAUCCUCCUAGUUUUCCGCAAUACAAGUUGUCGGCAGCAGAGACGGGAAUAGGUGGAGAUGGGGGCGAGGGGGGUGGCGGUUUCACAGAGGACUUAAAGUGGCGCAGCGAGCACCCGGGCACAGAUGCGCCGGGUCUGUUGGCGGAGCAAGUGGCGCUAUUGCGCGAGCAGGACGAGCACCUGGACCAGCUUGGCUCGAGCAUCUCGCGACUCAAGCAGAUGUCGCACCGCAUCGGCGGCGAGCUUGGAGAUCAGGUGGCCCUGCUGGAUGAGUUCAGUGAAGAGAUGACCCACACCGAGUCGCGGUUGGACAACGCCAUGCGUCGCGCAGCCCGCCUCCUCCACAUCGAUUCCUCACGCGCCCAGUGGUUCGUCAUAGGCAUCCUCCUCCUUACCCUCCUCGUCAUUCUCAUCCUCUUCGUCAUCCUCUGA
Echinococcus granulosus is the source of this 843-nucleotide messenger RNA. RefSeq names its product Syntaxin-10. The coding region runs from base 1 to 843 and encodes 280 amino acids. The transcript is spliced from 4 exons. Gene Ontology annotation, biological process: Golgi vesicle transport. The record is from RefSeq and is a predicted model, not a curated record. Lineage: Eukaryota; Metazoa; Platyhelminthes; Cestoda; Cyclophyllidea; Taeniidae. Gene Ontology annotation, cellular component: membrane.